This is a messenger RNA of Kickxella alabastrina, 1191 nucleotides long. RefSeq lists its product as uncharacterized. The transcript has a single exon. NCBI's taxonomy places the organism in Eukaryota, Fungi, Kickxellomycota, Kickxellomycetes, Kickxellales, Kickxellaceae. The record is from RefSeq and is a predicted model, not a curated record. Bases 218 to 895 code for a protein of 225 amino acids.
UGCCAUUGCCAUUGCCGCCGCCAGCCCAUCCCCAGAGCCAGCUGCCAGUCGACCCGGCUGCCGCCGCUGCUGCCUGAGCCUUCUUCGGCUCAACAGCCAACACCCUCUUUGGCUCAGCAGCCGGCACCCGCUUCACUUCAACAGCUUGCGCCCGCUUCACCUCGACAAACGCCGGAGCAUACACGGCCCUGGCCCAGGCAACAACGGCACGCAGCCAAUGGGCAUUCGCAUCACCGCCCAUGCUCUCCCAUACAACGUCCUCGGCGCGCCAAAGCACAACAACGCCAGCAAUAUUCUCGAGCGCGCUCAGGUCGCGCCAAAACUCAUCAAAGCCGCCCAGACUAAUGGCGCCCAGCCGCACCCUGGGCACCGGCGCAAGGCUGCCAACCAAAUGCAGCUCGCGCUCCCACCUGCAAUCCCAGCCACCAAGCGUGCGGCCAAAAAACGAGUCCAGCUGGCGCCUCACUGCUCUGCGCUCCGUGCGCGCGCGCUCAGCCAGGUUUCCGCCGCCAAAGAGCAGGAUAAAGGCCGCCCACUCCUGCGCCAGCCACUGGCGCAUUGCGCUGUCAUCCAGUGCGUGAUCCAAGAACUCCACUGCAAACGCGCCCUUCUCCUUGCCGUACGCCGCAACCCUGCGCGGCAAAACCACCGACAGUUGCACAAGGAUGCCUUGCUCCGGCUCGUAAACCACCGUGCGCCGCUUCUCCGACCGCACCGUAUGAAACCGCGACUGGUUCCCAGUAAAUGUACGUGCAAAGGCAACAAGAGCUGUGGCCAGGCCAAUCUCUCUCAGCUUUGUGUCCAGCGACACCACGCGUUCGCCGGCCGUCCCGGCAACUGCUGUGGCUACUGCUGCUGCUGGCGGUGUUCUGCUGGCAUUAUGGUUGUCGCCUGAGUGUCGCCGGUUGCGCCGGAGAUGUGAGCUGCGCGAAAAAUAGUCAUUGGGUGUGCUCGGGUAGAAUGCUGGGAGUGAGGCUGCAGAGUAAAAGAGUAGCUGCUCGUGCGAUGUGUCCUCCUCUUGUCCGAGCUCUGGGCAGAAUACUGCAAAGUGGGACAGUGCUGCCGGGUAAGUCUGGUCCAUUCAACAGCAACAAAAUAGAAUCCUUACUUGUGCGAAUUCAAGUCAGAUUCAAAUGGAAGGUGCAUAAAAUUCGAAUAAAGAGAAUUAAUAAUACAAAUAUGGAAUUUUAG